Messenger RNA from Nipponia nippon (crested ibis), 911 nucleotides. NCBI's taxonomy places the organism in Eukaryota, Metazoa, Chordata, Aves, Pelecaniformes, Threskiornithidae. The record is from RefSeq and is a predicted model, not a curated record.
AUGGUGAUGUUCAAGAAGGUGAAGACCUUCCUGAUGACCUUCAGCGAGCCCGAGAAGGUCUACUGCAGCGGGGAGAAGGUGGCCGGGCGCGUGUUGGUGGAGGUGGCCGAGGUGACUCGCGUCAGCGCCGUCAAGGUGCUGGCCUGCGGGGUGGCCAAAGUCAACUGGGCCAAGGGCCCCCAGCAGUGCAGGCAGGAGAUGGAGUACCUGCGCUUCGAGGACGUCCUCACUCUGGAGGAGCAGCCCACGGAUGGGGACGGCUCUGUAAUCCUGAGACCUGGGAACAAGUACGAGUACAAAUUCGGAUUCGAGCUUCCCCAGGGGCCUCUGGGUACCACCUUCAAGGGCAAGUACGGCUGUGUGGAUUACUGGGUGAAGGCGUUCCUGGAGCGCCCCUCCCUUCCCACCCAGGAGAUAAAGAAGCGGUUCGAGGUUAUGGAUCCCGUGGACGUGAACACUCCGGAAUUGCUGUCCCCAGUCGCUGCCAAGAAGGAGAAGAAGGUGUCCUGUAUGUUCAUUCCCGAUGGACGUGUGUCAGUCAGCGCUCAGAUCGACAGGAAAGGGUUUUGCGAAGGUGACGAGAUCUGCAUCAACGCCGACUUCGAGAACACGUGCUCCCGCAUCGUGGUGCCCAAGGCGGCCAUCAUCGCCAAGCACACCUACCUGGCCAACGGGCAGACCAAGGUCUUCACCCAGAAACUCUCCUGCGUCCGAGGCAACCACAUCAUCUCGGGCACGUCCGAGUCCUGGCGGGGCAAAACCAUCCGCGUCAAGAAGCUCAAACCGUCCAUCCUGGGCUGCAACAUCCUGCGCGUCGAGUAUUUCCUGCAGAUCUACGUCAGCGUCCCGGGCUCCAAGAAGAUCAUCUUGGAGCUGCCCCUCGUCAUCGGCAGGCGCCCGGGCAUCGGGAG